Arabidopsis thaliana (thale cress) is the source of this 369-nucleotide messenger RNA. RefSeq lists its product as uncharacterized. The coding region runs from base 1 to 369 and encodes 122 amino acids. The transcript has 2 exons. The record is from RefSeq and is marked reviewed. NCBI's taxonomy places the organism in Eukaryota, Viridiplantae, Streptophyta, Magnoliopsida, Brassicales, Brassicaceae.
AUGUCAUCGCUUAUUCUUUCAACAUUUGCGGAGCGUCUCACUGAACUGGGUCAAAGAACUACCUUCCUGGAGCUACCUCCUUACUUAGAUCGUUCGUUCCCCAAUUCAAACUCGGGCAAAGUUGUCCAGACUAAGCAAGGCUCGAUGGAAUUGAGGUUCGAUGUAAUUGACCUGCCUUAUGUUGGACUUCCCAACUUACCUAGCGGAAGAAAAGGGCUAGGACCUAUAAAUAUAAAUAUGUAUAGGUCACUUCCACCAACAACUCAAGCUAUUUCUUACUGGGAUUCUCCACAAGUACUAGAAAGUAUGGGAUCUCUACAACUUGUUCCACAAACUCAAACUAUCGGUCAAGGAAGCAUACGCCUCUAA